GAUUUGGUGCUAACUUCAGAGCCACGACGUGUCCCAUUUUCCGUCCGUAGUUUAGGAGCCCGUUGCUGUUUCGUGACUUGCCCCCCUUCUUCCAGGCGGCUCGGUUCGUCUGGACUGACAGCAGGAAGAUUGUCUCUCUACGUGGCCGUGGUCAGUUGGCGUGUCCUGGCUCGGUGUGACGGCUGUGCAGUCCUCCUAAACAGUCUGCACCGGACGAAGCUCAAACUCCGCUAACUUCAGGACUGUCGUGACCUGUUUACAACCAGAGCUGAGGGUGAAGACAGUCGGGGCUCAGGAUGUCUGUAGCGGGCUUGAAGAAGCAGUUUUACAAAGCCAGUCAGAUGGUUAGUGAGAAAGUUGGAGGUGCUGAAGGAACUAAACUAGAUGAUGACUUCAGAGACUUGGAACGGAAAGUUGAUGUGACUAGUAAAGCAGUAGUGGAGGUGAUCUCCAAAACAUCAGAGUACCUGCAGCCCAACCCGGCAUCACGAGCCAAACUGUCCAUGUUAAACACCAUGUCAAAGAUCCGUGGACAGGUGAAGAAUCCAGGAUAUCCUCAGGCUGAGGGGGUGCUUGGUGAGUGUAUGACCAAGUAUGGCCGGGAACUCGGAGAGGACACUAACUUUGGGGGAGCUCUCGUUGAUGUAGGAGAGGCCAUGAAGAGAUUGGAAGAAGUCAAAGACUCUCUUGACAUCGAUGUUAAACAGAACUUUAUUGAUCCACUACAAGCACUCUGUGACAAGGACCUCAGAGAGAUUCAGCACCAUCUGAAGAAGCUGGAAGGUCGCCGCCUGGACUACGACUACAAGAAAAAGCGCCAGGGUAAAAUCCCGGAUGAGGAGAUCCGACAGGCCCUGGAGAAGUUUCACGAGUCCAAGGAGGUGGCUGAGACCAGCAUGUACAACCUGCUGGAGACUGAUAUAGAGCAGGUGAGCCAGCUCUCUUCUCUGGUGGAGUCCCAGUUGCAGUAUCACAGACAAGCCGUACAGGAGCUGGAGGUUCUCUCUGACAAACUGCGGGACAGGAUGAAUGAGGCUCAGUCAAGACCAAGACGCGAAUACACACCAAAGCCCAAACCCAUAUUUGACUUUGGAGACAACAACCAUUCAAACGGUGGCUACUCGAGCUCCAUGGCACCGCCACCAUCACGCAACUCGGCCCCCGAACAGCCAAGCUGUAAGGCGUUAUACGACUUUGAGCCAGAGAACGAAGGAGAGCUGGGAUUCCACGAGGGCGAUAUCAUCACCCUGACCAAUCAGAUUGACGAGAACUGGUACGAGGGCAUGCUGAACGGCCAGUCAGGCUUCUUCCCUCUCAACUACGUCGAGGUCUUGGUUCCACUGCCACACUAAUAUAAAGAGAGCUGGGUAUAGGAGGGCAGACAGAAAAGAGUGAGUAGAGAGGGAGGAAAGAGAAGACAAGUGAUGGUCCACAGAGGUUUUAUUUUCACCGUCAGCUCCGGCGUCUUAUUCAUCACAGACAAGCACUUUCUGUCACCUGAAGUUCUAGAAGAUGGUCACAUUUCACAGUCCAGACAAGAAAAUCAACCUGUUUCAUUGGCCACGUUUACAUGGGCCCAAAACUCCUCUGUAUUAUUGGAUUUUAAGGUGAAGCGGAUUGUAAAUGUGUCAUAUAAACACCUGAGUGGGUCGGCUUCACUCAGAGCGGCUUGUAUUUUGGAUCCGAUUGUACGAGUUAGGUUACGCCGAUCAAUAAUCUGCUCUGUGUCGGAUUAAACAGGGGAUUAUUUGUUCCGCGUGUGCGUUUCCCUCGUGCGUAGUGAUGUGUGCAGUAAACGGGAAGCAGGAAAUUAAAAAAACAAACAGAAGAGCUCGACGUUGGUUGAGAAACACUUUUUUAAUAAAAACCCCGAGAGAACAAACACUGGAGAGGCGAGAUGGCUGCAAAUCGCUCAACAGCGAGUUGUUCAAAGAGCUCCAUGGUAGACUACCAGUGGCCCCCCGGCCGGUGCCAUCGAUUAACUGGUUCCCUUGUUAACUAGUGACGGAUUUCUGUUCAAGGGGCUGUAUCAUGCAAAAUUCACUUUUUGUAUGUUUUAACCUUGUUAUAUAGUUAUGUACUCAUCAAAAACACAUGCCUGCGUGCCAAAGCUAGGGUUUGGACUAGCC
This is a messenger RNA of Salarias fasciatus (jewelled blenny), 2129 nucleotides long. It is a transcript of the gene sh3gl1b, whose product is annotated as SH3-domain GRB2-like 1b. Gene Ontology annotation, biological process: synaptic vesicle uncoating. NCBI's taxonomy places the organism in Eukaryota, Metazoa, Chordata, Actinopteri, Blenniiformes, Blenniidae. The record is from RefSeq and is a predicted model, not a curated record. Gene Ontology annotation, cellular component: cytoplasm; glutamatergic synapse; presynapse. The coding region runs from base 297 to 1352 and encodes 351 amino acids. The transcript has 9 exons. Gene Ontology annotation, molecular function: protein binding.